AUGAAGAGACCCGCGGCCGAGUUCGAGUGUCUGGCCCAGUAUGCACCCUCACACGACUUAAGCAGCUCAGUUGGCCGGUUUCCACUCCAUUCCAAGAAGCAGCAGCGGUUCCAGGCCGCCAGCGGUGCGGACGCGCUCCAGAGACUGAUGGGCGCGGCGCGGCCGGUCCAGAGCACACACGCGUCGGGAGCACGGCAGAUCGACACAGAGACCCGCUGCUACUACUGCGAUGCGCGUCCGCGGGCGACCACCUGUUGUGGGUGCGAUUCGGCGGUGUGCGACGUGUGCAGCCUCGGCGGUAGCGCGCUGUGCUUGAAUUGCCAAACGUCCACGUGA
This is a messenger RNA of Lachancea fermentati, 336 nucleotides long. The record is from the annotation of a GenBank genome assembly. NCBI's taxonomy places the organism in Eukaryota, Fungi, Ascomycota, Saccharomycetes, Saccharomycetales, Saccharomycetaceae.